Molecule: messenger RNA, 309 nt
Organism: Empidonax traillii (willow flycatcher)
Lineage: Eukaryota; Metazoa; Chordata; Aves; Passeriformes; Tyrannidae
Product: trypsin-like
Exons: 2
Biological process (GO): proteolysis
Molecular function (GO): serine-type endopeptidase activity
Source: RefSeq, a predicted model, not a curated record
GCCCACCCGGGCUACAACUCCUCCUCCAAGGACAACGACAUCAUGCUCCUCAAGCUGCUGACCCCGGCCGCCCUCUCGGACCGCGUCCGGCCCAUCCCCGUGGCCUCCUGCCUGCCCAGGCCCGGCACGGCCUGCACCACCUCGGGAUGGGGGGCCACCACCUCGCCGGAAGUGACGUACCCCGAGGUCCUGCAGUGCGUCAACGUCACCCUCUUCUCGCCCGCCGAGUGCCAGGACUUCUACCCCGGCUCCAUCACCCCCAACAUGAUCUGCGCCGGCAACGUCGCCGGCGGACAGGACUCCUGCCAG